AGUCUCAUUCAAACAUUGCAUCGAUGGGAUAUCAGAUCAAAGAAAUCUCGACAAAGCCGUUUGAAGGCCAAAAGCCAGGGACAUCAGGUCUCAGAAAACGUGUAAAGGUGUUCCAGCAGGAGCAUUAUACAGAGAACUUUAUCCAAGCUAUCUUUGAUUCUAUCAAAGCGGAGGGGGCAACGCUCGUCAUCGGAGGCGAUGGUCGUUACUUUUCCCCAGAAACCGUACAGACUAUCCUCAAGAUCGGGUCUGCUAACGGGGUGGCGAAGUUCAUUGUUGGAAAGGACUCUAUCCUAUCUACCCCUGCAGCAUCCAAUGUCAUCAGGAAGUACAAGGCUGAUGGUGGUAUUUUGUUGACGGCGAGCCACAACCCUGGAGGACCUAACAAUGACUUUGGUAUCAAGUACAAUGUCUCCAACGGUGGUCCUGCACCUGAAAACGUCACCGACAAGAUAUACGAGAAGACAAAAACCAUACAGAAAUAUAAAGUCAUUGAAGCUGACCCGGUCGACCUUUCAAAAAUCGCUGAGACGUCUUACGGACCCACGAAAGUCUCAAUCAUUGAUUCAGUCGCGGAUUACCUUACACUACUAGAGUCCAUCUUCGAUUUUGCGCUGAUCAAAGACUUCUUGCACAACAACUCUGAUACCUUCCGUGUGCUCUUCGAUGGUCUGCACGGCGUCACAGGUCCAUAUGCACGCGCUAUUCUCGUUGGAGCUCUUGGCCUUCCUGAGUCAGCUGUGCAGAACUGCGUGCCGCUCCCUGAUUUCGGUGGUGGACACCCCGAUCCCAACUUGACAUAUGCACACUCUCUGGUCGAAGUAGUCGAGAAAAACAACAUCCAAUUCGGCGCUGCAAGCGAUGGCGAUGGUGACAGAAACAUGAUUUAUGGAAAGGGCGCGUUUGUAACGCCUAGCGACUCUGUUGCUAUCAUCGCUCACUGGGCUGAUGUUAUUCCGUACUUCAAAAAGACAGGAGGCGUGAAGGGUUUGGCCAGAAGUAUGCCAACGAGCAAAGCCAUCGAUCUCGUGGCGCAGAAGAAAGGGUUGGAAUACUUUGAAGUCCCUACUGGCUGGAAGUUCUUUGGGAACCUGAUGGAUGCUGGCCGUCUCUCGAUCUGUGGUGAAGAGUCGUUUGGAACAGGCUCAGACCAUAUCCGUGAGAAGGAUGGUAUCUGGGCUGUCAUUGCAUGGCUCAACAUCAUUGCUGCCGCAAAUAAAUCAUCUCCCAACAAGCCCAUUGGUAUCAAGGAACUUCUGAACCAACACUACGCCACGUACGGAAGGUCCUUCUUUAGCCGCUACGACUACGAGGAAGUCCCCUCAGAAGGUGCCAACAAGCUCGUCGCUCAGCUCGACGAGGCGAUCAAAACCUCUUCGUUUGCGAACACCAAGCAUCAGUCGCCAAGCACGAAACAGGAUUACACCAUUGCUUCCGUGUCAAACUUCUCAUACACAGAUCCUAUUGAUGGAAGCGUCAGCAAGAACCAAGGGCAGGUUGUAUUGUUUGACGAUGGCUCGCGAGUUGUAUUUAGGCUGAGUGGUACGGGAAGCUCUGGUGCAACUGUACGAAUGUAUGUGGAGAGGUAUGUGGGCCCUGAGGUGGGGGAGAAGGAAUUGGGCAGAGAUACUGCAGAAGGCCUGAAGGGUCUCAUUGAGGUCGCACUGGAAGUCAGCAAGUUGAAAGAGUUCUUGGGUCGGGAGGAACCAACUGUUAUCACUUGAUGAGUGUUGCUGGGCCUGGAGUUUGAAUGCUACAAAAAUGUUUAAAGAUGUGAUGAAUUACAUGGGGGAAAUGUGAUAUCUGUUGUGAAUAGACCUUGAUUAGGUGUCGAAGACUGAAUCAUGCGAUCGUAAUAGGCACGGCCUCGCAUCGCAUGCAGUACCAACUUGAACGAUGGUAGCCCAUCGAAGAAAACUGUUGGAAACCAUGUUAACAUUGACAUCGCAAACUUUAUAAGAUCAAUGUAUAAUUAUGACUUACGGUGGUCU
This is a messenger RNA of Serpula lacrymans var. lacrymans S7.9, 1991 nucleotides long. RefSeq lists its product as uncharacterized. The coding region runs from base 24 to 1724 and encodes 566 amino acids. Lineage: Eukaryota; Fungi; Basidiomycota; Agaricomycetes; Boletales; Serpulaceae. The transcript has 7 exons. Gene Ontology annotation, cellular component: cytosol. Gene Ontology annotation, biological process: carbohydrate metabolic process. Gene Ontology annotation, molecular function: phosphoglucomutase activity; magnesium ion binding. The record is from RefSeq and is a predicted model, not a curated record.